AUGGCUUCGAGGGGCAGGAUGGAGGACGGUUCCUUGGAUCUCACCCAGAGUAUUGAAGAUGACCCCCUUCUGGACACCCAGCAUCUCCCACAUCAUUCAUUACAUGCUCAGUUUAGACCCAGAUUCCAUGCUCUUCCUACAGUCAUCAUAGCAAAUCUUCUCUUAUUAAUACAUGUUGUAUUUGUCAUUUUAGCAUUUUUAACAGGUGUACUUUGCUCUUACCCUAAUCCAAUUGAGGACAAGUGCCCAGGAAACUAUACCAACCCAUUGAAAGUUCAGACAGUCAUAAUCCUUGGAAAAGUUAUUUUGUGGAUUCUGCAUUUUCUUCUUGAACGCUACAUCCAGUACCACCACAACAAAGUCCGAAACCGAGGCUAUAACACGAUCUACCUGUCCACAAGGCAUCUUAAAGGACUUGCACUGAUGAUACACUCAACCGGCAGCACGGCUCUCCUCCUCGUGCUGUGCGUGCAGCACUCCUUCCCAGAGCCCAGCAGGUUGUAUCUUGACCUCAUCCUGGCCAUCCUGGCCCUGGAACUCGUCUGUUCCCUGACGUGUCUGCUCGUUUACACAGUGAAAAUUCGAAAAUUUAAUAAAGCCAAACCACAGCCUGAUGUACUUGAAGAAGAAAAAAUCUAUGCUUACCCCAGCAAUAUUACCUCGGAGACUGGAUUCAGGACUGUUUCAAGCCUAGAAGACAUCGUUGAAAAGCAAGGAGACGUAAUCGCCUACCUGAAGCGACACAAUGCCCUGCUGAGUAAGCGCUUGUUGACUUUCACUUCCUCUGACCUCGACUCUCCGCCUAGUCGCACGUGA
This is a messenger RNA of Odobenus rosmarus divergens (Pacific walrus), 816 nucleotides long. It is a transcript of the gene TMEM192, whose product is annotated as transmembrane protein 192. The coding region runs from base 1 to 816 and encodes 271 amino acids. The record is from RefSeq and is a predicted model, not a curated record. Lineage: Eukaryota; Metazoa; Chordata; Mammalia; Carnivora; Odobenidae. The transcript has 6 exons. Gene Ontology annotation, cellular component: lysosomal membrane; late endosome.